CUUUCUGUGACGUCACCUGGAGCCCGGACCCGGCGUUGCAGCGGUGUGUGUAUGUGCGUGUUUGGCAACAACAAAGGAGUGUUUGGGGAACAGUUACCUGCAUUUUGUCGUCCGCGGUGUUUUUAUGCACAUUAUCACAGGCAUUAGUUGGUUGCGAUGACACCCCCGCUACUGCUGUCCUUUGGAGGAAGAGGAAGAGGAAGGAGGUGAUGAUGAUGAUAAUGACAUGCAGUUAGCUAGCUGGCUGCCUCUCUGGCUAGCUGGCUGACGGACGGACUAGAGCCCGCGGAGUGUUGCAGGUGUCACCCCGAAAGCAGUGCAGGAUCCGGGCUGAAGAGAGGCGAAGAUGCCGCGGAGAAAACAGUCCAACCCGCAGCCGGUGAAACUGGACUCUGAAGACGGGGCGGUGGUGUGCGAGCCGAGCUGCCUCGUUUUGGACAGCGACUUCCUGCUGACCGGCGAGCUGGAUUUUGGAGACUCGGAGAUCAUGGGGCUGGACAGAGAGUCUGGUAUGACAGUCUUCUCUCUAAGCGUGGAGGAUGACUCGUCAGCACCAACAGACUCCACCUUCCCGGCGUUCCUCUCCUGUAAGGGAUGUGGUCAGCUCCUGGGAGACACACCUCUGGGGGCAGGCUUAGAUCUCGGUGUAGGGCUGGACCUAGGGGCGGAGCUUUAUUGUCUCUCCUGUGAGGAGGGCCUUCAGCACGGUGCCUCCAUCGACUCCUCUCAGUUGGAGGGCUCCAACCUGUCCGACGGAUCCCUCGGCGGCAGCGCCGACAGAAAGAGGAGAAGUGUAGACAAGACCGCCGACACCGCCUCCAAACUGUACUCCUGCUCGCUGUGCGCCUUCACCUCGCGCUACUCCAACCACCUUAAACGGCACAUGCGGAUCCACGACGGCCAGAAGCCGUACCGCUGCCCCGUCUGCCCCUACGCCUCGGCCCAGCUCGUCAACCUGCAGCGCCACGCCCGCACGCACACGGGGGAGAAGCCGUACCGCUGCCACCAGUGCAACUACGCCUGCAGCUCCCUCGGUAACCUGCGCAGGCACCAGCGCAUGCACACGCAGGAGAGACCACAGAGGAGGGAGAAGGAGAAACGGCGGGGAAGACGGAAAAAGGCAAACGGUGAAGCAGAAGAAGUCAUGUCAGACCUGACCCUGCGAGUGUCCCAGGACUCUGCUUACCUCCAGACGUUGGGGGGACUCGGCUCCCCCUCUGGGCCCCUGCCGGUCCUGCUCUUCCCCCUCUGCUGCCGGGUGUGUGGCCUCACCCUGGAGGAGUCCGACCUGGAGGGGGACAAGGCCGAGGGGGAGGUGGAGGGUGAUGGAGGCCAGGUGUGCCGUCGUUGCUCCAAAGACAGUUCCAGGGCUCCCUGCAGCCCGGACGUGUCUCGGGGUUCCCGGCGCGGUCAGCGCGGCACCAAGCUGUACCGCUGCCCUCACUGCCCCUUCCUGUCCCACUACCCCAACCACCUGGCCCGUCACUCCCACAUCCACUCGGAGGAGAAACCUCACUGCUGCCCGCACUGCCCCUACACAUCCUCGCACCUCGACAACCUCAAACGGCACCUGCGCGUGCACACGGGCGAGAAGCCUUACCAGUGCCCGUCGUGCAGCUACGCCUGCGGGAACCUGGCCAACCUGCGGCGCCACGAGCGCAUCCACUCGGGCGCGAAGCCGUUCCACUGCGCCAUCUGUGGCUACUCCUGCAACCAGAGCAUGAACCUGAAGAGGCACAUGCUGCGGCACACGGGCGAGAAGCCGUACGCCUGCACCGAGUGCGGCUACACCACGGGCCACUGGGACAACUACAAACGCCACCAGAGGAAGCACGGGCACAACACGGACACCUGGGACAAACACGCACCCAUCAAUGGCCUCAGCUGGGGCAAAGACACUCAGGAGAGCCAGAGUCAGGGACAGGAGCACUCUUAAACAUAGUGUGUGUGUGCGUGUGCGUGAGUGCGUGCGUGACAACUGCAGCAAUUAGUCGAUCAGUAAAACAUAUUGAUAGCAAAUCAAUAAAAGUUGGACAUUU
Messenger RNA from Archocentrus centrarchus (flier cichlid), 2039 nucleotides. It is a transcript of the gene znf513b, whose product is annotated as zinc finger protein 513b. The coding region runs from base 347 to 1936 and encodes 529 amino acids. The transcript has 7 exons. Gene Ontology annotation, biological process: positive regulation of transcription by RNA polymerase II. Gene Ontology annotation, cellular component: nucleus. NCBI's taxonomy places the organism in Eukaryota, Metazoa, Chordata, Actinopteri, Cichliformes, Cichlidae. The record is from RefSeq and is a predicted model, not a curated record.